Aspergillus bombycis is the source of this 1047-nucleotide messenger RNA. Its product is annotated as sterol desaturase family protein. Lineage: Eukaryota; Fungi; Ascomycota; Eurotiomycetes; Eurotiales; Aspergillaceae. Gene Ontology annotation, biological process: ergosterol biosynthetic process. Gene Ontology annotation, molecular function: C-4 methylsterol oxidase activity; iron ion binding. The record is from RefSeq and is a predicted model, not a curated record. The coding region runs from base 1 to 1047 and encodes 348 amino acids. The transcript has a single exon.
AUGAGUGGCCACCUGAAUCCGAAGGACUCGAUGAAGUCCACCUGGCGACGGCUGGAUCGCGCCGAAUGGACCAUCUUCCACUGGUUCUAUGAGAUACUCGGCAUCCAUCCGGUGGCUUUGGAUAAGGAGGUGCCCGUCCACGAUAAGCAAGAAAAGGUGCCUUACAUGCCGGAAUGGCAUUUGCACCGCUGGGUGCUAAUCCACUCAUUCAUUCCUCUCGCCAUCCAUCACGUCUAUACAUCCUAUACCGGCCACAACCUAAGCCCCCUUGCUGCCUUCAUCUUCUAUAGUGCAGCUUUCAAAAUCAUCGCCAUUCAUGAGAUACACGUCCUUCGUCGGCUGGGCCAUCUCCUCGGAUUCCUCGAUGGCGACCAACACGAGCGGGAUGGGGUGCCGGAUGUCGGCGUGGCCAAGGUCGUCCACUCCCUGGUCUCGACGUCUACCUUUCGCCCGAUGUUCACUGUGUUCCUCAGCUAUCGUGCCAGCCAGCCCCCGUCGUCCAUGAAUUGGCUUUGGCUCCCCCUCGAAGCCGGGCUCUACGGAAUCAUUCUCGACUUUUGGUUUUAUUGGUAUCACCGCUUGAUGCACGAGGUUGAUGGUCUCUGGAAAUACCACCGGACUCACCACUUGACAAAGCACCCCAACCCACUAUUGACGCUGUACGCCGACACCGAACAGGAGUUCUUCGAUAUUCUCGGCAUUCCACUCAUGACUUACUUCAGCAUGAAGCUCAUGGGCUUCCCUAUGGGUUUCUACGAGUGGUGGAUCUGCCACCAGUACGUUGUUUUCGCCGAGAUCGCAGGGCACAGCGGCCUGCGCCUCCACACUGUACCGCCCAAUACCCUCACUUGGUUCCUUCGGAUCUUCAAUGCUGAAUUGAUCAUCGAAGAUCAUGACAUCCACCACCGCCGGGGAUGGAAGAAGAGCGCGAACUACGGCAAACAAACCCGUCUGUGGGAUCGUGUGUUCGGCACCUGCGGAGACCGCGUCGAAUGCUACAGGGACAAUAUCGAUUACGAUAACCAAGUGUCGAUGCCGCUGAUUUGA